Molecule: messenger RNA, 2321 nt
Organism: Bufo bufo (common toad)
Lineage: Eukaryota; Metazoa; Chordata; Amphibia; Anura; Bufonidae
Gene: KLF13
Product: Kruppel like factor 13
Exons: 2
Coding region: 262-987 (241 amino acids)
Biological process (GO): regulation of transcription by RNA polymerase II
Molecular function (GO): DNA-binding transcription factor activity, RNA polymerase II-specific; RNA polymerase II cis-regulatory region sequence-specific DNA binding
Source: RefSeq, a predicted model, not a curated record
CUGCAGGCCACACCCCCACGUGGGACUGAGCCUCACCGAUCGGCUCCUGGGGCAGUGAUACUAGCAGGGAGAGCGGGCACACGCCAUGUAGAGACCAGCAUCUAUGGGCAGCAGCUGUCAGUGUCAGGAGCCCUCCCCUCACCCCCAUGGACCAGCUUCUCACCGCAGCCUGGGCGUGAUCCGCAUGGAGCGAGUGUCAGCUCUGUAGAUCAGCAGCCGAACCCCGCGCCGCUGGGACGUGAAGGCAUCCCGCUCAGGACCAUGUCCUCAGUGGCCUAUGUGGAUCACUUCGCGGCAGAGUGCCUGGUGUCCAUGUCCAGCCGGGCCAUCGUGCACGGGCACAAGAGUGACGACCCCGAGCCCGCCGCCCCCGCAGAGGACAAGGCUGGCCUCUUCGUCGUGGCCCGGAUCCUGGCCGAUUUCAACCAACAAGUCCCCGAUCAUGCGGAGGAGGAGGAGGGGCAGGAGAGCGUGGAGGUGCCGGCCGGGGACCAGAGUGUGGCCGGGGAACGUGGGGACAGGGCGGCCACACCUCCCCUCCUGCCGGGGCCGAGCGUGAGACAAAGAGCCAGACGGGGGAAGAGCAAAGGUGACCCCGAGUCACCCCUCAAGAAGCACAAGUGUCCCUACCCGGGCUGUGAGAAGGUCUACGGCAAGUCCUCCCACCUGAAGGCUCAUCUGAGGACUCACACAGGUGAAAAGCCAUUUGAGUGCAGUUGGGAAGAGUGCAACAAGAAAUUUGCCAGGUCCGAUGAACUCGCCAGACACUAUCGCACUCAUACUGGAGAGAAGAAGUUCUGCUGCCCCAUCUGUGAAAAGCGUUUCAUGCGUAGUGACCACCUGACUAAGCAUGCCCGCCGCCAUGCCAACUUCCAGCCCAGCAUGCUCAAAGGGCGAGGUGGUAUCAGCUCCAGGAAUGGCUCUGUCAGCGACUACAGCCGUUCCGAUGCAUCCAGCCCUGCUAUAAGCCCAGCAAGCUCCCCUUAAACUACUUGCACUGGACGUUAGCACUUUGCUUCAGCUAAUGUGGAACACUUUGGGAAAUUAAUUUUUGCAAACUUACAUUUAACUCUUUUUUUUUUAUAUUAUGAUUUUUUUCUUCUGUUUCUAAGUGGUUUGAAGAUGGUUUAUUUGAGAUAAUUAGAACAAAUACCAGUUACCAAUACGAGGAUAAACUUCCAGAUUUCCUCUCUUUUACCUUUCUAAACAUUCUUGGCUGCCUUUCUAUUGGAUGUCCAAAAUUCUCUUAACAAAUCUGUUUUGGAUCUCCAGAAUUAUACAGGUUCCUCUGUCCUGGAUCUUCAGCAUUCAGUACUUCCUCAGUGGUCUACCUCCAGAUUUCCAUAACGUUUCUGUUUUAUAUACAAAUACUAUACUAUAUACAUAUUUCUAUGACUCUCUAAUCUCAUACCUUAUGUGUGUCCACAGUUAUGAGUCUCUGUACCCUAUCUGAACAGUUUUUUUUUUUCUUCUACGUGGAAUACCUCUAAAGCCCAUUUCUUACAACCCACCUUCUUAUCUGCUAUAUCUCAUGUUCGUCAAAAGCUGAAUAUAUUCUUCCAAAAGGACAAAGAAUGGUUUAUGAAACAAUUCUCUUCACCUCAGGACUCCGAAAACUUGCACAAGAGUGUUGGUCCACAGCUUACAGUUAAUGAUGACUUUCAACUCUUCUUCAAUAUUUGCCCUCGCUCAGGGAUUGUCCAUUGGUUUUAAGAGUACAAUGAAGUCACCCCUUUACUGCAGCCUUAUACUAUGUGAGGUCCUACUUCUUUUUUAUUUUUUGCACUCAGAUUUUUGUUUCGUACGUACACAAAUGGGAAGUGCCAGUCCUAGGAUACAGUGCCCAUUUAGUGUUCGGGUAAUUCUGGUUUGGUCAUAUUUCACCGUCAUAUGUAUAUGUUAUUCCUAGACAUGUCCAUACGUACACCCCUAUAUGUGCCCUGUGUGGAUUACUUUGUCGGUUCAUCAUUAUCCGUCUGAUUUUAAUAUUUUCUACAAAAAAUUGAGUUUUAGUGCUCCAGUGCUUCUUUACAUGAGCAUUGUUUCGGAGCACUUUUCUCUCUUAUCAGGGUGUAAAGAAAUGGCACCUGUUACCGAGUCACUUGUGAUAGUUACUGAGUAAGCAGCACCGCCAGUGGGAAAGCUACAGGAGUCGCCAGCUGGCAGUACAUAGUACAAAAAGGACGUCAACCAUAUUUAUUUCCCUAAUGAUACUAGUGAAGUGGAUGAUGUGCCCGCAUCUCUGGAUUAGAAAAAGCUAUUCAGUUUUCUAAUAUACAAUAUACAUUGGGGGUCAUUUUUUAUGAUUACUGGUGUAAAAA